This is a messenger RNA of Eubalaena glacialis (North Atlantic right whale), 2061 nucleotides long. RefSeq names its product interleukin 1 receptor accessory protein like 2 (gene IL1RAPL2). Gene Ontology annotation, molecular function: interleukin-1, type II, blocking receptor activity. Lineage: Eukaryota; Metazoa; Chordata; Mammalia; Artiodactyla; Balaenidae. The record is from RefSeq and is a predicted model, not a curated record. The transcript is spliced from 12 exons. Bases 1 to 2061 code for a protein of 686 amino acids. Gene Ontology annotation, biological process: signal transduction.
AUGGCGGCUGCAAGCCUGCUAAGCUUCAUGCUAACUAAAGUAGUCAGCACCUCUGUAUAUAUAAUUAAAAGAAGAAAUAGUAUGGAUGGCUGCAUUGACUGGUCAGUGGAUCUCAAGACAUACAUGGCUUUGGCAGGUGAACCAGUCCGAGUGAAAUGUGCCCUUUUCUACAGUUACAUUCGUACCAACUAUAGCAUGGCCCAGAGCACUGGGCUCAGGCUGAUGUGGUACAAAAACAAAGGUGAUUUGGAAGAGCCCAUCAUCUUUUCAGAGGUCAGGAUGAGCAAAGAGGAAGAUUCAAUAUGGUUUCACUCAGCUGAGGCGCAAGACAGUGGAUUCUACACUUGUGUUUUAAGAAACUCGACAUAUUGCAUGAAGGUGUCAAUGUCCUUGACUGUUGCAGAGAAUGAAUCAGGUCUGUGCUACAAUAGCAGGAUUCGCUAUUUGGAAAAAUCUGAAGUCACUAAAAGAAAGGAGAUAUCCUGCCCAGACAUGGAUGACUUUAAAAAGUCCGACCAGGAGCCUGAUGUUGUGUGGUACAAGGAAUGCAAGCCAAAAAUGUGGAGAAGCAUCAUAAUACAGAAAGGAAAUGCCCUUCUAAUCCAGGAAGUUCAAGAAGAAGAUGGGGGAAAUUACACUUGUGAGCUUAAGUAUGAAGGAAAACUUGUAAGAAGAACAACUGAAUUGAAAGUUACAGCUUUACUCACAGACAAACCUCCCAAGCCAUUGUUCCCCAUGGAGAAUCAGCCAAGUGUUAUAGAUGUCCAGCUGGGUAAGCCUCUGAACAUCCCUUGCAAAGCAUUCUUUGGAUUCAGUGGAGAGUCCGGACCAAUGAUCUACUGGAUGAAAGGGGAGAAGUUUAUUGAGGAACUGGCAGGUCACAUUAGAGAAGGUGAAAUAAGGCUACUCAAAGAGCAUCUUGGAGAAAAAGAAGUUGAGUUGGCACUCAUCUUUGAUUCAGUGGUGGAGGCUGACCUGGCAAAUUAUACCUGCCAUGUGGAAAACCGAAAUGGACGAAAACAUGCAAGUGUUCUGCUGCGUAAAAAGGAUUUAAUCUACAAAAUUGAACUUGCAGGAGGCCUGGGAGCAAUCUUCCUCCUCCUUGUACUGCUCGUGGUCAUCUACAAAUGCUACAAUAUUGAAUUGAUGCUCUUCUACCGACAGCAUUUUGGAGGUGAUGAAACUGCAGAUGACAACAAGGAAUAUGAUGCCUAUCUCUCUUACACAAAAGUGGACCAAGAUACUUUGGAAUGUGACAACCCUGAAGAAGAGCAUUUUGCUCUUGAAAUACUGCCAGAUGUGCUAGAAAAACACUAUGGAUAUAAACUCUUCAUCCCAGAAAGGGACCUAAUUCCAAGUGGAACCUACAUUGAAGAUCUCACAAGAUGUGUUGAGCAAAGCAGAAGACUUAUUAUCGUGCUAACUCCAGACUAUAUUCUCAGACGAGGAUGGAGUGUUUUCGAAUUGGAAAGCAGACUCCAUAACAUGCUAGUCAGUGGAGAAAUCAAAGUGAUUUUGAUUGAAUGUACAGAAUUAAAGGGGAAGGUGAAUUGCCAGGAAGUGGAAUCACUAAAGCGCAGCAUCAAACUUCUGUCCUUGAUCAAGUGGAAGGGACCCAAGAGCAGCAAAUUAAAUUCUAAGUUUUGGAAGCACUUAGUAUAUGAAAUGCCCAUCAGGAAAAAAGAAAUGCUUUCUCGGUGUCAUGUUCUGGACUCCGCAGAACAAGGACUUUUUGGAGAACUCCAGCCUAUACCAUCUAUUGCCAUGACCAGUACCUCGGCCUCUCUGGUGUCAUCUCAAGCUGAUCUCCCAGAUUUCCACCAUUCAGAUUCGAUGCAAAUGAGGCACUGUUGCAGAGGUUAUAAACACGAGAUGCCAACCACCACCUUGCCAGUACCUUCCUUAGGCAACCACCACACUUAUUGUAACCUGCCUCCGACACUACUCAAUGGACAGCUACCCCUUAAUAAUGCCCUGAAAGAUACCCAGGAAUUUCAUAGGAACAGUUCCCUGCUACCUUUAUCAUCCAAAGAGCUUAGCUUCACCAGUGAUAUUUGGUAG